AUGAAGCUCUUUGCCGUUCUCCCUCUCCUCGCCGCCGCCGUCUCGGCCCAGUUCGUCAACCUCAACGCCCGCGGCGACGUCAACGUCAAGACGAUCGACAACAAGGUGACCUCCAAGGGUCUCUGCUCUGGCAACGCGCAGGGCGAGUUCUCCUACUCUCCCGAGACGGAGAAGGAGAAGCUCACCUUUAAGAUCGAGCUCGUCUCGAAGGAGAACCCCGUCAAGCUCGUUGCCCACUACAAGAACGAGGCGACUGGCGAGCACACCGAGGCGACCAUCGACAGCGCCAACCCCUCCAACACCGUCGGCGGCGAGGCCGUCAAGGGCCAGAAGGUCGUCGUCACCGUCAAGCCCGAGGGUGCCUCGAACGACGCGUGCGAGUACUCGGUCUCGCUCGACGCCAAGGCCGAGGCCCAGCCCACCCCCUCCGCCACCCAGGAGUGCCCCACCUACUCUGUCAGCCCGACCACCGUCGUCGAGACCGCCACCUCGACCGUCACCGUCCCCGGCGCCCAGCCCACUGGCGAGGUCUGUCUCUGCGACUGUGACGUCGAGGGCGCCAAGCCCCUCCCCAAGAUCGAGCUCUAA
Trichosporon asahii var. asahii CBS 2479 is the source of this 588-nucleotide messenger RNA. RefSeq lists its product as uncharacterized. Bases 1 to 588 code for a protein of 195 amino acids. The record is from RefSeq and is a predicted model, not a curated record. The transcript has a single exon. NCBI's taxonomy places the organism in Eukaryota, Fungi, Basidiomycota, Tremellomycetes, Trichosporonales, Trichosporonaceae.